Molecule: messenger RNA, 1207 nt
Organism: Zingiber officinale
Lineage: Eukaryota; Viridiplantae; Streptophyta; Magnoliopsida; Zingiberales; Zingiberaceae
Product: vacuolar protein-sorting-associated protein 37 homolog 1-like
Exons: 9
Coding region: 326-1033 (235 amino acids)
Biological process (GO): protein targeting to membrane; ubiquitin-dependent protein catabolic process via the multivesicular body sorting pathway; protein targeting to vacuole
Cellular component (GO): ESCRT I complex
Source: RefSeq, a predicted model, not a curated record
GACCGGGCCGGACGUGUGCUUCUAUUGGGAGAGGCGAUUUCCUCCGCGUAAAUGCCAACCGAAUGUUUUCGUCUGCUUCCUUCCGACCUUUUCACCCCGCUUCUGCGCGGAAACUCACCGACGCACUCCUUCCAAUCUCCCCUCCCUCUCGCGAUCGCUGUGCCAGAGAUUCCGAUCGCCCGAUUCGGCCUGUUCUCCUGCCUCUUCCGACCAGUCUCUAUCCCGCAAUAUCCAGUUUCCAGAGUCGAGCAGCUACAAGCUUAUCACUAUUCUCUCCGACGACGCAGUUCCGUCGCAGAAGGAUUAGAUCCCAGGAGCUGCUAAAAUGAAUCGGAAGUUUCCAAUUUUUAGGGGUGCUCAACCGCCACCACCUCAGUCAAAUUUCCAAGAAACUCCAACACAAUCUAGGUAUCCUCCAUCAGUAAAUUCAUCUUCACAAGCUUCAACUCCAAGCGAUUCUUUUGGUGGUAGUGCUCGUCAAAGGACUUACAGUCACCCCCAGUCACCAUCACAUGGGCAGCCAUCACCUACUGAGGCUGCUGGUAUAAUUGCUCAGUUGAAGAAUAAAAGUGUUGAUGAACUGAGAAAGCUUUUAACAGACAAGGAAGCAUAUGCUACCUUUUUUAAUUCUCUUGACCUAGUAAAAAUUCAGAAUAAUCUAAGAGAUGAACUUCAGAAGGAGACAUUGCAACUUGCUAAGGAGAACUUAGAAAAGGAACCUCAAAUCUUGGAGCUUAGGAACCAGUGCACUGUUAUCCGGACAUCUGAGUUGGCAGCUGCUCAAGAGAAAUUAACUGAACUAGAGAGGAUAAAAGAAAAAACUCUGAGACGUUGUUCGCCCUCAGGACUGCUGGAAAAGCUUCAUGAGGGAAUGAAUGAAGUGGAUGAGGAAUCAGAGGUGCUACACCGACAGCUCCUCAAGAAGGAGAUAGAUCUUCCAACAUUUAUCCAAAAGUACAAAAAACUCCGCACUCUUUAUCAUAGGCGGGCACUACUUCAUCUUGCAGCCAAGACGUCCAGUCUUACAUCGUAGGUGCUAUCAUACAUAUUCUAUUUCUUGUACCGGCAGAUUUUCAAAGUUUUUUCUCCUGCAAACUGCUCCCACUUGGUUGUAAUUACAACUACUUUUGUGAUUGUUUAUACAUUUUGCUGUUUUGUAAUGAAGAGACGGUCCACACGUUAAACAUCAUUCUCAUGUUUAUCAUCA